This is a messenger RNA of Nerophis lumbriciformis (worm pipefish), 1272 nucleotides long. The record is from RefSeq and is a predicted model, not a curated record. Lineage: Eukaryota; Metazoa; Chordata; Actinopteri; Syngnathiformes; Syngnathidae.
AUGCUGACGGUGACGCUGAGGACGCUCCAGCAGCAGACUUUUAAAAUUCACAUCGACGACGAGGAAACGGUGAAAGUGUUGAAGGAGAGAAUCGCGGAGGAGCGAGGUCAGGAUGCGUUUCCCGCCGCGGGACAAAAGCUCAUCUAUGCAGGUAAAAUCUUGAACGACGACACGGCGCUCAAAGAAUACAACAUCAGCGAGAAGAACUUUGUGGUGGUCAUGGUCACCAAGCCCAAAGCUACCCCCGCCCCUCAAACUCCACCAAAGUCCACCCCCCAAUCGGCGACGCCCUCGUCAACAUCAGACCCGCCGUCCUCAUCUUCAAGUUCCGCCUCCUCGUCCGUCCCUCCACAAGAAGCUGCUGCCGCAGUUACGCCCGCCGCCACGCAGUCAUCCGAAGUAGCGCCACCCGCCCCGGAGAACACCCCCACCACUUCUCCCGAGGACACGUCCCCCCCGUCGGGCACCGCCCGAGACCCCCCGGCCGGGCAAAGCGAGCCGGCAGACCCGGCCCGGAAAGAGCCCGCGGCGACGGAGGAAACGGCGAGUCCGACCGCCGUCAGGUCAUCGGCUUCCAGCCCGGCGGCGGACGAGCGGGGCCUUCUGGAGGAGGCGGCGUCCAUUUUGGUGACGGGCCAGGCCUACGAGAACCUGGUGUCGGAGAUCGCCGCCAUGGGCUACCAGCGCCAGGCCGUGGUGUCGGCGCUCCGAGCUAGCUACAACAACCCCGACCGCGCCGUCGAGUAUUUGCUAACGGGUCUCCCCACUUGCGAAAAACCGCAAGACUCGCCGAUAUUUUUCAGUGUUGUUCACGCCUUCCCAUUCCCGUCAGGCCCGCCCGCUGAUGUCUCCCCAUCCUCACGGAACCCGCUGGAGUUCCUGAGGAACCAACCCCAGUUCCAGCAGAUGCGUCAGAUCAUCCAGCAGAACCCGGCGCUGCUGCCCGCCCUUCUGCAGCAGCUGGGGCGGGACAACCCACAACUGCUGCAGCAAAUCACGCAGCAUCAGGAACGCUUCGUCCAGAUGCUGAACGAGCCCCAAGGGGGUGGCAGCGGCGGCAGUGGCGGCGGCGGCGGAAGCGAUAGCACCGAACCGCGGGCGGCAUCCCGCUCCAACUACAUCCAGGUCACGCCGCAAGAGAAGGAAGCUAUCGAAAGGUUAAAAGCGCUGGGCUUCCCCGAGGGUUUGGUCAUUCAGGCGUACUUUGCCUGCGAGAAGAACGAAAACCUGGCCGCCAACUUCCUGCUGCAGCAAGCCUGGGAUGACGAGUAG